AUGCACCGUCUCGCGAGGCAAGUCACCUCCUCGCGCCUCCCGUCACGCGCCGCCCGCGUCCCCCACCUCAGAAAACUCCUCCCAUGCCGCGUAUCCCGCCCCCACGGCCACGCCAUCCACCGCUACUACUCCUCCUCGUCCCCGGGCUCGUCCUCUGCACACGAUGAGUUCCACCGCCUGCUAGCGUCGAUACGGCCGGGUGUCCCCGAGGAGGAGCUCGCGCACUCGAUCGUGGCGUUGCUGGAGAAGACGAAGGAUCAGGCGCGGUUGCAGCGUUUGGAGGCUUUGGUGUCGAUAUAUUCGACAGGGCUUGACCCCCAAGUGCUCUCGCAGAGCACAGCGAAGUACAUGUUAGAGCCGCCAUCUCAAUCCGGACCAUCUACCACGAAGGUUGAUGAGAUACUCGGUGAAAUCGACUCAUUAACUACACAACCCGACGGGGCAAAAACGGAGCUCAUAGUCAACUUGCUGGACGAAGCGGAGCGAGAGGUCGCCACCCGCCCGAAACUGACCGAAGACAUACUCGCCCGCGCAAUCGUUUCGUUCGUCAAACACACAUCGCUGAUGUCGGGGUACGGGAAGGAACAGGAAAAACAGCAGUGGGAGACGGAGCGCGUGCAGAGUUUGGUGAACCUCUUCGCCAAGGCUGCUGAAAACGCCGAGUUGGCUGGUGAGGGUCUCGCCACCCCACCGCUCUUCUCCAGCAAACCCGCGACUUCUGACGGCCCAAUCCCCGUACCCGCGCUCGACGACCCCUUGUACGCGUCGGCAAUCCAGGAAAAGAUAGACAAGAAGCUCGACGCGUGGUUCGAGGACCCCAGCACGAGCAAUCAGCGUAUAAAGGACAUCAUCUCCGAGUUUACAAACAGCGAGGGGGAGCUUGACGCCGAGGUUGCUGAUGCGCUGAAGGCAUUCGGGUUCCGGAGACCUGUUUCGAAAGUCCUGAAAGCGGCGCCCAAAGCGUCGAGUGCCAAGUCCGACGCGUCUGAAGCUACUUUCUCUUUCGAGCAGGCUAUGGCAGAAACCACCCGUGAAUCCAAAGAGGCAGAUGACCUGGACACUGGUGCACUCACGUCGGGCAAAGACAAAGACCAACCCAAAACAUUCGAAACCUUCCCCAACCUCAUGACCCCCGAUCCACUAAUGGACUCGCGCGACGUACGGGAGUUCCCCGCGGACCACGAGUCCCCCUACAACAACCGCGUCGUCGUGCGCAACCACGCCUCGAUAUUCCACGAGCAGAUGGCGUCGGACGGGCUCGACCUGGAGAACGAGGACCUGGAGUGGAAGCCCGAGGAGACGGACGAGACGGAGGAGGAGCAGUCGUCGAACUUGAAUCUGCCGCUGGGACCGAAAGGGCUGAACGAGCUGUACCGCUUCCCGAUCUUCUCGCGGCGCGUGACGCAGCAGACGGGCAAGGGGAAGAUCCAUAGGAUAUACUCGAUGGUGAUCGUCGGGAACGGCGACGGGCUCGUGGGCUACGGUGAGGGGAAGGACGAGGACUCGAGCCGCGCUGAGGCCAAGGCGUUCUCUGAGGCCGUCAGGAAUAUGGACUGGGUCGAGCGGUUUGAGAAGCGCACCGUGUGGACGGAGAUGGAGACGAAGCUCGGUGCGACACGGGUAAUUCUGCGGCCAAGGCCCGUCGGGUUCGGGCUGAGGUGCAAUCCGAAUCUGCACCAGGUGCUGAAGGCGGCGGGGAUCAAGGAUGUGAGCGCGAAGGUGUGGGGGAGCAGGAAUCCGGUGAAUGUGAUCAAGGCGGCGUUUAGGAUGCUGCAGGCGGGGAAUGCGCCGUUGGCUAUGGGCGAUGGGGUUGGAGGGAAGGGGCGGAAGCUGAAUAAGGGAAGCGGGGCGAGGAGCAAGGACGAGGUGGAGAGGGAGAGAGGGAGACGUUUGGUUAGUUUGAGGAAGUAA
Molecule: messenger RNA, 1911 nt
Organism: Pleurotus ostreatus (oyster mushroom)
Lineage: Eukaryota; Fungi; Basidiomycota; Agaricomycetes; Agaricales; Pleurotaceae
Gene: MRPS5
Product: 28S ribosomal protein S5, mitochondrial
Exons: 3
Coding region: 1-1911 (636 amino acids)
Biological process (GO): translation
Cellular component (GO): ribosome
Molecular function (GO): structural constituent of ribosome; RNA binding
Source: RefSeq, a predicted model, not a curated record